Caenorhabditis remanei is the source of this 3612-nucleotide messenger RNA. RefSeq lists its product as uncharacterized. The coding region runs from base 1 to 3612 and encodes 1203 amino acids. The record is from RefSeq and is a predicted model, not a curated record. Gene Ontology annotation, molecular function: adenylate cyclase binding; actin binding. The transcript has 7 exons. Gene Ontology annotation, cellular component: cytoplasm. NCBI's taxonomy places the organism in Eukaryota, Metazoa, Nematoda, Chromadorea, Rhabditida, Rhabditidae. Gene Ontology annotation, biological process: regulation of adenylate cyclase activity; cytoskeleton organization; cell morphogenesis.
AUGGAUUCACUUUAUUACUCGGCUCCCAGACCAUUCAACAAGUAUCCACGUGGCUAUAGACCGGUCACCGAUAGCACUCAAGAUUUGAGAAGUUUCGGAGGCGGACUUCGUCCGUCAAGCAGUUGGUCAUCGUUCCCUCAACAACUUGUCAGUGACCAGCGGUCAGCGACUCUUCCACGCUUUCCAUCUUCAUGCGUAUCACCAGCCUCCCCUAUCUCACCAAUAUCCCCUAUUGACCGCAAUUCUCAUUAUUGGACAGCCGAAGAACCACCAAGAUCUCGUCGACCGAUUCGUUCUGAAAGUAAUUCCACUGUAUUCGAUAACAAUUUCUCACCCCGAGAGUUGUCUCCGUUAUCCAUUUCAAGUGAAUACUGUAACAACCCUCCACCGGUCCAAUCUGUAAGUAUGUAUGGUCAUCGGAGUGUUCAAAGUCCUGUCCCCGCGUAUCAAGAGCCACCACCAAGAGGCUAUGAUAAUGUGCCAAGACCACCAGUUUAUGAGCCACAAACUCAUACAUUGCCGACGCAGAGGGAAACUGAUUUUUUGCGAAACUUGCAACGCCAAAAAGCAGAAGCACAUAAUAUGUCUUCGAGUUGGUAUGCAGGUGACCAAUCUUCUCGUCAACCAGAUUGGAGUCCUCUUUCGACUCAACAACAUCCAAAUUCUAGUCUCCCAGCUAAUCAGCAACCAAGACGAUUAGCAAAAACUCAAUCAGAUUUGUCGUUUGAUUCUCUUAAUAACACGUAUUUCAAUAACACUUCCACUCCAAACACGCCUACUAGUAAUAACGGUGGUUUAUUACACAACUCUAUCAAUAACUUCUCAACUGGUACCAACGGGGCCCAAGGACAUCGAAUGGAUGGAUUCUUUCGAAAUCGUGUUAUUGAACCUAACUGGAUGACUGAUCCUCCCCCGCCGAAAUCUUUCCGUGAAGAUUAUAUUAUUCGAAAUGUCCCAAUGAACACUACAGUGAAUUCGGAUUUUGAAAGAUUCCGUCUGGAGCCAACGUAUCGUGAGCCCAAUCGUGCUACUUCUGUGGUUACUGAUCCAUCGAACUUCCGUAGUUACCACCGUGAUGGUCCAACACAGUCUUCGGACCAACAAGUCCAACCUCAAUCUCAGCCACCUCAACAACCUCAACCAUCUCAUUUUGAUAAUCCCUACCAACGAAGCUCCAACCAUAUCCAACAUCGUGAACCUAGCCCUGUUGUCUCUCCACCUAUCAUUUCUUAUGCUCAUCAACCGAAUCCGUUCUCGUUCCCUAACCCUAUCAAUCAAGUCAGCUACAACCAAGAAACGAGCCUAUUGAGAGCAGGAGCAGGCGGCGGGUACCAAGACCAACGGGUCGCACAAGGGUCAACAGAUCAAGUCUAUCAGAAUGUUCCAACGGUGGCUGCGGCUGCAGUUGCUUUUCGUGAAAAAGAGCGGCCAGCUAGUCAAUAUCUUGAGUCAAACAGAAACUCCGCAGUUUUUCAAAAUGAACCAAUACGGUUAACCAAUGAUCGUGUACUUCGUAUUCAUCCGCAUCAACCAGAACAAGAUCUUUAUCAUCAUCAAAUGCCAGAAGAGCCAUAUUAUCCUCCACAGCAACCUGUUCAACAAUCUCAACGUGCACGCAUUCAGUCCCCACUCCGUGAUUAUGCUAGACUCACUUCCCCAAUCCGUGAAGUUGCACCCCAACCAUCUCAACCAGUCCAUGUCCAACCCCAGCAACAGCCAAAUCCAGAUAGGAUAUUUAGCCCUGUUGAGUCGAAAGUGUUCAACCGAUCUGGUCCAACUGUGAUCAAUGGCUUCACAAGUAACCGUCACACCUAUAACAGUCAUACAGAUGAUUAUGAUGCCAGGAACCGACGUGACUCUUCGCAACCUCCAGUAGCUGUCAUUGAGCCGAAUAUCAAUGUGCACAUGCCAUCCGAUCCGAUUCCUUAUAAUAAACCACACUUUGGCCAUGGACAUGGUCACACGCAUAAUCAUCAUCACGGUCACAAUGUGCACCCAGUCAAACCCACCUCCCACUAUUCUAACCCAACUUUUUCACCCAACUCAAAUUACGAAAACGACAACGACAGUGAUUUGGAUAUUGAAGAAAUGGCGCGGCGCGCACUUCCAAAAUAUCUUCGUGACAGCGAUAAAACGGGAAGACAUCGAAACUUAUACGGUGAUAACUUGCACGGGAUUCUCAUCAAAAACCCAUCACUUCAUCGGAGUUCAUCGAAGAAAGUUGUCUUUAUUGAUCAAGAUAAAGCUUCUGCUGCUACCGCCGGUUCGGGAGAAGUUCCACCUCAUGUUCGUGCCUAUGAUGACGCUAUCGAGGAGCCUCUUAGUAACUGGUCUAAGUUGACCGACCAACUUGGAGGGGAUCUUGCUGCUGUGAAACCAAAAGUCUUGGCUAUUUUCGACAGUGUUCGCAACUAUCUCUGGACCGCUGCUGGAAAACCUGAGCCAUCUGGUGAAGAGGCUCAGAAGAUGCUCUCGCCAAUCGUCAAUCUUCUUGGAGAAAUCAAUAAUUUCAAGGAGACUAAGAGAAAGACUCCACAAUGGAACCAUCUCAACUCAAUUGCUGAGGCUCUUCCAGCUCUUGGAUGGCUUACUGUGAAAAAGACUCCAGCUCCUCAUGUCAAGGAAUAUAUUGAGGCUGCUCAAUUCUACAUCAACCCAAUUCUCCGUGAGUUCAAGGAUUCUGAUCCGCGCCACGUCGAAUGGACCAAAGCAUGGAAAUCCAUCUUCGAAGAGAUGCAGAAGUUUGUCCGCCAAGUUCACACCACCGGACUAGUCUGGAAUAGUGCUCCUGGUAGUGUCCCAGACUCGUCAUCAUCUGCUCCAUCAGCUCCACCAGCACCAAGAGCUCCAGGAGGCCCCGGUGGACCACCCCCACCACCUCCACCACCACCAGCUGAUUUCCUUGCUAACAUUGCUCCACCACCAGUUGAUGCUGACAAGGCUAAUCGUGAUGCAUUGUUCGCUGCUUUGAACCAAGGAGAGAAUGUCACUUCCAGACUAAAGAAAGUCACUUCUGAUAUGCAGACUCAUAAGAAUCCAGGUCUUCGUGGAACUGCUCUUGUUCCAGCUGCGCCCCAACAGGGAGGUGCUUCAUCGGCCGCCCCAGCAAGAGCCCCAGCUGCUCCGGCCAAGAAACCACCACAUAAGGAAUUGGAAAAUGGAAAGCAAUGGAUUGUGGAGUACUUUGUCAACGACCCAAACAUUGUCAUCGAUGUUGCCGAUAAGAAGCAGACUGUCUACAUUUUCCGUUGUGAGAACUCUGUAAUCAAGGUUAACGGAAAAGCCAAUUCGAUCACUUUGGAUGGAUGUAAGAAAACGUCGGUGGUCUUUGACGCUUUGGUUGCGCAGUGUGAGACUGUCAAUUGCCAAUCUGUUCAAAUCCAGACCCUCGGAGAACUUCCAACCCUCUCUAUCCAGAAGACUGAUGGAUGCCAAGUCUACCUUUCCAAAGCUGCCCAGGCUUGUGAGAUCGUCACCUCAAAAUCCAGUGAAAUGAACAUUUCCCUCCAAACUACCGAGGACGGUGACUAUUCCGAGUUCCCAGUUCCGGAGCAAUUCAAAACGACUUUUGUCAAUGGAAAACUGGUCACCGUCGUUUCGGACAUCGCCUAA